AUGAAAUUCUCUCUACAAAACCCAUCAACGACAUUCUCAACCUCCUCAUGUUGCUUUCCUCUUUCUCAAUUAGAGACUUUGCAGUUAGAAUGGGUUAAUGAUUUAGAAUCACUUCCAGCUGCAUGGCUACGAAAUCUUGUUUCACUUCGAAGACUUUCCAUUUUCAACUGUAAUGGACUUAGGUCUUUCCCUGGUGGAGGCAUUCAACAUCUCACCUCGCUUCAAGAUAUGAAAAUUUGGGAUUGUAACGAGCUUGUUUUUCUAAAUGAUGAAGAUGAUGGUAUGCAAUGGCAAGGCCUUAGGAGCCUUAGUUCACUCUAUUUUACUGGACUUCCAAAACUGCUGUCUCUACCAAAUGGACUUCAACAUAUUACCACUCUUCAAAAACUCCAAAUUCGUGAUUGUCCUAAUUUGACAGCUUUACCAGAGUGGAUAGGUAACCUCAAAUCACUUCAAGAGCUUAACAUUAGCAAAUGGCCCAAUUUGACAUCAUUGCCUCAAGAGAUUUGUUAUCUCACCUCUUUACAAGAUUUGGAGAUUGAAAAUUGUCCUAAUUUGAUUGCUUUACCAGAGUGGAUAGGUAAUCUCACAUUACUACAAAGGUUUAAAAUUGACGAAUACCCCAAUUUGACAUCAUUGCCUGAUGGAAUGCGUCAUCUCACCUCUUUACAAUAUCUUAACAUUGAAAAUUGUCCUAAUUUGGUGGCUUUACCCGAGUGGAUAGGCAACCUCACAUCACUACAAAAGCUUGAAAUUAGCCGUUGCCCCAAUUUGAGAUCAUUGCCUCAAGGGAUUCGCCAUCUCUCCACUUUACAAUGCCUUACAAUUGCUAAUUGUCCUCUUUUACGACAAAGAUGUCAGAGACAGGCAGGUGAAGAUUGGCCUAAGAUUGCUCAUAUUCCAUACUUAGAUGUGGAUUGGUACUUGGAGUAUGCAAGAGAACCAAUUGAGGCAAAGAAUAAAGUUUGGCUCAAAAUUCGGACCUUAUUUGAAAACAGAAAUUGUGCAACAUUUCACAAAACUCAGUGAAUCAUAGCGAAUUUCUUGGCACUUUGAGGGGAGGACUUUGUUGGGCUUUUGGAGCCUAGUUGUGUUUGAUCUGGAUGAUGACCCGACCCGAAAUAAUGUUGCGUGGUUUUUAAUGGGAGAUUUUCUCAGGUUUCCCUGACAAUAGUGAAAUCCCUGCAACUUUGUGAAGGUAGGGAAAUUACUGAAUCAGGUAAAUACUGUCUUGUGCGUGUGAUUAUUUUUCUUUAGCAUGUGUUUUCUCUAUUUUGUUUCUCAUGGGUUUGGGAAUUUCGAAUUAAUUCCCUACAACUGGUAUCAAAGCCUAGGCUUUAGGUUUGAGUGGGAGCAAUGGCAAAGGAAGCAGGAAAGGUGUCUAGAAUAGAAAAGUUUGAUAGUACAGACUUUGGAUUCCGGAGGAUGCAAAUCGAAGAUUAUCUUUAUGGAAAGAAGUUGCAUCUGCCGCUUCUAGGGGAAAAACCUGAGACUAUGAAGGCUGAGAAAUGGGCUCUUCUUGACAGAUAGGUACUGGGAGUUUUUAGGUUAACUCUAUCUAGGUCUGUUGCACACAAUGUUGUAAAGGAUAAGACCACAGUAGAUUUGAUGAAGGUUUUGUUUGGUAUGUAUGAAAAACUGUCAACAAACAACAAGGUGUAUUUGAUGAAGGUUUUGUCUGGUAUGUAUCAAAAACUGUCAACAAACAACAAGGUACAUUUGAUGAAGAAACUGUUCAAUCUGAAGAUGGUAGAGAACGCAUCAGUAGCACAACAUCUGAAUAAAUUUAACACUAUCACAAAUCAAUUGUCGUUUGUAGAAAUUGAUUUUGAUGAUGAGAUUUGUGCACUAAUCGUUUUGGCUUCUUUGCCAAACAGUUGAGAGGUAAUGAGGAUGGCAGUAAGCAAUUUUAUAGGAGAAUAAAAGCUGAAGUACAAUGACAUACGAGAUUUAAUUCUGGCUGAGGAGAUUCGCAGAAAAGAUGCAUAUGAAACCUCAAGAUCUAGUUCUGCCCUAAACCUUGAGACAAAAGGCAAAGUUAAUGAUAGAAAUUCUAAUCGGGGCAGAUCAAAAUCUAGAAAUUCUAAUCGGAACAAAAGUAAAUCUAGAUCAGGCCAACAAAUACAAUGUUGGAACUGUGGAAAAACAAGUCAUUUUAGGAGGAAAUGCAAAAGUCCUAAGAAGAAGAAUGAAAAUGAUUCUACUAAUACUAUAACAGAAGAGGUAUAGGAUGCAUUACUUCUUGCAGUAGACAGUCUACUUGAUGAUUGUGUUUUGGACUUAGAAGCUUCGUUUCAUACCACUCCACAUCAAGAAAUCAUACAGAACUAUGUUGUAGGUGAUUUUGGUAAGGUGUAUUUGGUUGAUGGUACAGCCUUGGAUGUUGUGGGUAUGUGAGUCGUCUGUAUAUUGUUGCCCAAUGAGUCUAUUUGGUUACUGGAGAAGGUUUGACAUAUUCUUGACUUGAGGAGGAAUCUGAUUUCUGUCGGACAACUUGACGAUGAAGGGCAUGCAAUACUAUUUGUUGAUGGUACUUGGAAGGUUAUAAAGGGAGCCAGAGCAUUGGUUCAUAGAAAGAAGACUGGUACUCUAUAUAUGACCUCAAGUCCAAGAAAUACAAUUGCAGUUGUUGAAGCAAGUACUGAUACAAGCCUAUGACACCGUAGACUUGGUCACAUGAGUGAGAAAGGGAUGAAGAUGCUGCUGUCAAGAGGAAAACUACCAGAAUUGAAGUCCAUUGAUUUUGAAAUGUGUGAAAGCUGCAUCUUAGGAAAGCAGAAAAAGGAGAGUUUCUUGAAAACUGGCAGGACACUGAAGGUUGAAAAAUUGGAGUUGGUACACACUGAUUUGUGGGGGCCUUCUCUGGUUGCAUCCCUUGGAGGUUCAAGGUACUACAUCACUUUCAUUGAUGACUCAAGCAGAAAUGUAUGAGUUUAUUUUCUGAAAAAUAAGUCUGAUGUAUUUGAAACUUUAAAGAAGUGGAAGGUCAUGGUUGAGACAGAAACAGGUUUGAAAGUAAAAUAUUUGAGGUUAGAUAAUGGAGGAGAAUACAUAGAUGGAGGGUUCAGUGAGUAUUGUGAUGCACAAGGAAUUAGGAUGGAGAAGACUAUUCUUGGAACACCACAGCAGAAUGGUGUGGCUGAGCGCAUGAACAGAAUUCUCAAUGAGCAUGCUAGGAGUAUGAGGUUGCAUGCUGGACUAUCAAAAACUUUUUAGGCUGAUACUGUUACGGGCAUCAGUCUAAAAUAUGUUUUUUCAUUGGCUAUGGUGAUGAGAAAUUUGGCUAUAGGUUUUGGGAUGAACAAAACAGGAAAAUCAUCAGAAGUAGAAAUGUGAUAUUUAAUGAACAGGCUAUGUACAAGAGCAGGUCAACUGUAGUAUUAGAUGUUACAGAGAUAGAUUAAAAGAAAUCUAAAUAUGUCAACUUAGAUGAAUUGACUGAAAGUACUGUCCAGAAAAGGGGUGAGGAAGAUAAGGAGAAUGUAGACUCACAGGUAGAUCAAAGUACACCUGUAACUAAAGUCCGUAGAUCUUUCAAGACCAUUAGACCUCCACAGCGUUAUUCACCCACUCUAAAAUAUCUCCUGUUGACUGAUGGUGGUGAGCCAAAGUGUUAUGAAGAAACCUUGCAGGAUGAAAAUUCAAGCAAGUGGGAGUUAGCCAUGAAGGAUGAGAUGGAUUCCUUGUUAGGGAAUCAGACAUAGGAAUUGAUUAAAUUGCCAGUAGGAAAGAAGGCUUUGCACAACAAGUGGGUAUACAGAAUAAAGAAUAAGCAUGAUGGCAGAAAGCAUUACAAGACCAGAUUAGUUGUCAAAGGGUUCCAGCAGAAGAAGGGCAUUAACUAUUCAGAAAUAUUUUCUCCA
Quercus robur (English oak) is the source of this 3863-nucleotide messenger RNA. RefSeq names its product putative disease resistance protein RGA1. Gene Ontology annotation, biological process: defense response to fungus. Bases 1 to 1029 code for a protein of 342 amino acids. Lineage: Eukaryota; Viridiplantae; Streptophyta; Magnoliopsida; Fagales; Fagaceae. Gene Ontology annotation, molecular function: protein binding. The transcript is spliced from 3 exons. The record is from RefSeq and is a predicted model, not a curated record.